Molecule: messenger RNA, 1734 nt
Organism: Malassezia vespertilionis
Lineage: Eukaryota; Fungi; Basidiomycota; Malasseziomycetes; Malasseziales; Malasseziaceae
Exons: 1
Coding region: 1-1734 (577 amino acids)
Biological process (GO): transmembrane transport
Molecular function (GO): transmembrane transporter activity
Source: RefSeq, a predicted model, not a curated record
AUGUGCAGUAUUGAUCCGGCGCAGCCGGCAAACAGACCGGGCGUCACAUACGAAGCGCCUGAAAGUCAUCCUGGACUACCUAGGGAUGUAGAGGGCGAGACAAACACCGUUGAUGAUGCGGAUUCCAUUGACUCGCACACGCUUAUUGCAAGAGAGUAUGGCGUUUCCACACAAUACGAACGCCAAGUCGCGCUUUUAAACUCUGCAAUCAACGAUGAAAUCGGGUUUGGAAAAUUUCAAGUAAAGCUCACAAUUUUGGCUGGCUUUGGCUGGCUGGCAGACAACAUUUGGUUCGAAAUCCUGUCCAUGACAUUACCGCAAGCCAAGCUGGAGUUUGGUCCAGAGCAUGUACAAUUUGCCACAUUAUCCUUGUAUUGUGGCUUGCUAGUCGGAUCCACUGGCUGGGGCUUUGCAUCAGAUAUUAUUGGUCGUCGACCUUCGUGGAACAUCUCGCUAUUUAUAUCUGCCGUGUUUGGUAUCGCUGUAGGGGCAUCAAACAACUUCCCCGCCAUGUGCAUCCUUUUGGGCUUCCUAGGCCUUGGCCUUGGUGGAAACUUGCCCGUGGAUGGCGCUAUGUUGAUUGAAUACAUCCCUGGACCGUACCAAUGGGUCCUUACUUUCCUUUCUAUUUUCUGGUGCCUUGGGCAGCUGUUUGCCGCAUUGAUCGGCUGGGCUUUUAUUGCAAACUGGCAUUGUGAUACCAGCGCAGAUUGCAGUUGGUCAAAAAAUGCAGGCUGGCGGUAUGCCUGGUUUCUUCUUGGUGGUGUGGUGCUGCUCAUGUGGAUCAUCCGCUUUUUUGUCUAUCCAAUCCCGGAGUCGCCUAAAUAUUUGCUCGCAACAAACCGUGUAGAGGAGGCGUACGAGGUGCUUUUGUUUAUUGCGCGUGAAAAUGGCAAGGAGACCACACUCACCUUGGAGAAGCUCCGUUUGGCUGGGCUUGGCCGCACGAUGAACGCAGAAGAGCAGAACCCCGAUCCUCGCGCCAAGGCGGAGAAGGAGGACGAAAAGCAGGUUGGUACGCUGCGUAUACGUCCUCCAAAGCCAUUGAGAGAUUCAAUUUCUAGGUCGUUCGAAUGGAGUUACGCAUUGAAUCCUAAGAAGGCAAUGGAAUUGUACAGAGCGAUGCACAAGUCGCCUGUGAGCGCACUAUUUGCAUCGCCGAAGAUGGCGCUCAAUACAAUCUUGGUUUGCUCUUGCUGGGGCGCAAUUGGUCUUGCCUAUCCAUUGUACAAUUCCUUCAUUGCCCUCUAUUUGGGCCAGGCAAUUACUGAUCUGUCCAUGACAGAAGAGUAUCGCCAGCUUGUCGAAAUUGCCGCUUGCGGUAUUCCAGGCAGUUUUAUGGCAGCUUUGCUUGUUGAGGCUCCGUUUGCGGGGCGCAAAUACACUAUGGCGUUCUUCACCGCACUGACGGGCAUUUUCCUGUUCCUAUUCACCACCGCAAAAACGUCUUCUGCUGUAUUGGGCUGGAACUGUGCUACGAGUUUGACGCAAAAUGCAAUGUACGCAGUUCUCUACGCCAUGACCUACGAAGUGUUUCCCGCUCCGCAACGUGGUACAGGUGAUGGCCUUUCCAUGAGUGUGCAGCGCGUUUUUGGUGUCGUUGCGACGCUCAUUGCUGUGUACGCGAGCGACGAUUACAAAACGCCUAUCUACGUUUCCGGUGCAUUUUUCUUGGUUACUUCAGCCCUCAUGGUAUUUUUACCGUACGAAUCUCGCGGCAAGACUGCAUUGUGA